Molecule: messenger RNA, 294 nt
Organism: Ostertagia ostertagi
Lineage: Eukaryota; Metazoa; Nematoda; Chromadorea; Rhabditida; Trichostrongylidae
Source: the annotation of a GenBank genome assembly
AUGGCUGCUCACGUGGCAGGCCCAGGAGGACGCAAAUUUACCGUAUCUUGGCAGAGAAGACGUUGUGAACACCAUAAUUUCGUACCUAUCCCUAGCUCCAUCACCCGAUUAUCGUAUUGGGCGAGUUCUCCGGCGCCUUGGCUUGCUCCCGCUUGUCCAUCGACUCUCUUCUUUCCAUGCAAUUUCACACUCGCGUUUUGCACACAUUGUGCAUUGUUCCAUGUAGAGUGGUUCGUUAUGCCAAGCGAUGUGGCCGAUGCGAAAGAGCUGCGGAAUUUGGACGCGAAGUACUCA